AUGUCAGGCGCAUCCUUCUUCAAGGUUUUGGGCCUUGCCACAACGGCAUCGGAAACUUCGGUUCGGUCGAGGUUCAAGAUUUUAGCACUGGCUUAUCAUCCCGACAAGACAAAUGCAGUCAACAAAGCAGUAGCUACUUCCCGUUUUGUGGAAAUACGACAAGCUUAUGAAUAUUGUAUGUCUCAUCUCGGCCCGGAAGAGGAAGAGGAAGAAGACUACGAGGAUGAUGAUGAUGCGGACUGGCGAGGCAAGCUUCCUGCCGGGAUAUUCGAUGCGAACAGCGCAUGGUGGGAAGGAAUACAGGGCGAUGAGCCCAUGGUUAUCUUGAAAUGGGCCGAGGCUUGUGAAAACGCCCAUCGCUUCGCUGCCGUGAAGCUCGAUGAGGUGGAGCAACGUAAGCUCAAUGUCAGUUAUCUCAAGGCCUACGAAAACUUCGAAUACUGGCGUCGUAAGCAUAUUGAAAGAUAUGACGAAGAGGACCGCAUACAGCAGGAUAUCAAUGCUCUUCCAGAGCGUCUUCAGGUCCACGUCCGCCGUUCUCUCGAAGCUAAACGAGCUGAGCAGGACUAUUGUUAUGAACAAUACCAGGAAGAUCACGACGAGGAACAGUACUUUUGGGAGCAAGAGGCCUUGGAAGAUCCCGAUUCCAUACCUAUGCCGACCGACACGUGGCGCUACCGUCACAAUGCGGUAGAAAAUAGCGCCACCCCCAAACAGCACCUUGUAAAUUUCAGGAUACAGUGCGCGGCAGUCGAGAAGCGCAACAUAGAAUGGAAGGAACAGGGCAUUGAGUACUAUCCUCAAGCGGAGAUGGAUCGCCGUACCAGGAGGCGCAAAGCCACGGAAGCUAGGCUUCUCGAGGAUGUUGCGCGCGCUGAGAAGCAGGCACGCGAACUCAAGCUGAUUCAAGAUAUCAACUCCGCGAAGCGUGUUGACCGCCUUGCCAAAGCAACUGCUACUGAGUUGAUAGACGGUAUCAUACCCCAGUGCCUGGAAGAUAGUCCCGAAGACGAUGCUGUACCUCACAGCCUGGAAGACCGUGUUGAGGAUGAGGGCGCAUGA
This is a messenger RNA of Alternaria arbusti, 1062 nucleotides long. RefSeq lists its product as uncharacterized. Bases 1 to 1062 code for a protein of 353 amino acids. Lineage: Eukaryota; Fungi; Ascomycota; Dothideomycetes; Pleosporales; Pleosporaceae. Gene Ontology annotation, molecular function: protein-folding chaperone binding; misfolded protein binding. The transcript has a single exon. The record is from RefSeq and is a predicted model, not a curated record. Gene Ontology annotation, cellular component: endoplasmic reticulum.